Anguilla anguilla (European eel) is the source of this 1965-nucleotide messenger RNA. Its product is annotated as vitronectin-like. The transcript has 8 exons. Bases 102 to 1649 code for a protein of 515 amino acids. Lineage: Eukaryota; Metazoa; Chordata; Actinopteri; Anguilliformes; Anguillidae. Gene Ontology annotation, biological process: cell adhesion mediated by integrin; cell-matrix adhesion; immune response. The record is from RefSeq and is a predicted model, not a curated record. Gene Ontology annotation, molecular function: extracellular matrix binding; scavenger receptor activity; polysaccharide binding.
ACGGGGAGGUGAAUAACUCGGGGAAUCGCUGAUCCCCGUCUCAGAGCUCCAUCGGUUCGCCGAGUCCCCCGCGUUCGGAGGCUUUUUGACCGGGAGAGAGGAUGCACGUGCGGGCGAUAUUGCUGUUGGCUUGCGUCGCCGCGGCGCUCGCGGCUGAAGAGAGCUGUGUUGGCCGGUGUAACUCUGGUUUUGACUCGAAGACGAAAUGUCAGUGCGACUCCAUGUGCGGCUACUACAGGAGCUGCUGUGUGGACUACGAGACUACCUGCAGCAACAAGGUAACCCGGGGCGACACGUUUCACGACCCCGAACAGGACUACGACACCGACGUACAGAACGUCAGCGCCACAGCUGGCCCCAGGGCCUCCACUUCCUGGCCCAGAUUCACCACAGCUGGCCCCAGGGCCUCCACUUCCUGGCCCAGGUUCACCACAGUGGGCCCCAGGGCCUCCACUUCCUGGCCCAGGUUCACCACAGUGGGCCCCAGGGCCUCCACUUCCUGGCCCAGAUUCACCACAGCGGGCCCCAGAAUCCCCGGUUUCUGGCCCAGAUUCAGCACAGCGGGCCCCAGGAACACCCCCGCCGUGGCCCCCACCAGCCGGUGGCCCCCCAGACCCUCAGAUCGUGACGCAGACGCCUGCAGUGGAAGAGCUUUCGACUCCUUCAUGCAGCUGAAGAACGGCUCCAUCUACGCCUUCAGAGGCGAGUACUUCUUUGAGUUGGACGAGAAGUCCGUGUUGCCGGGAUACCCCAAACUCAUCAAGGACGUGUGGGGCAUCUCUGGGCCAAUCGACGCGGCUUUCACCCGCAUCAACUGCCAGGGAAAGACCUACAUCUUCAAGGGAAAUAAGUACUGGCGGUUUGAGGACGGCGUGCUGGACGAGGACUUCCCUCGCGACAUCUCCAUGGGCUUCCAGAACAUUCCGAAGGACGUGGACGCUGCCUUCGCCAUCCCUGCCAGCAGCCACCGCGGCAAAGAGAAGGUGUACUUCUUCAAAGGUGAUCAGUACUAUCAGUACGAGUUCAAGAAUCAGCCGACCCAUGCAGAGUGUGCGCAGAUGUCCAAAGACUCCCCCUCCGUCCUCUUCCACCAGUACACUGACCUGUACUGCGACCAAUGGACCGACGUCUUCGACCUGCUCUUCCAAGGAAUUGGGGUGGACCAGAGCGGCCCACGCUCGAUCCGGCAGGACUGGGGGGGGAUCCGGCCCCCCGUGGACGCCGUGAUGGCCGGCCGCCUGUACCUCACCCCCGUGGCCUCCAGUCCCCACCCCGCCCCCGCCCCCUCCCCCACCUUGUGGUACGUCCCCGGCCGCUCCUACAAGAGGCCCAGCGGGCUGCGUGACCGGCGCCGCGGCCGAAGGCGUGGCCGGGGGCGUGGCCGGGGGCGGAAGCAGAAGCGGUUCGCCUCGUGGGACCUGUUUGACAUCUUCUAUGGCGACUACGACGACUCGCUGGAGGUCGCCGCGGUGACGGAGGAGCCCAAGGCCAGCCACCCCGUGCAGAACGUCUACUUCUUCACCAAAGAUAAGUAUUACAGGGUGGAUUUAAAGACCAAAAAUGUGGACUACGCGUACCCCCCUUACCCACGAUCCAUUGGGAAGUACUGGCUGGGCUGCAAAGACGACGUUUCCUGGGCGGAGAAGUGAAGGGGGGUGGGGGUGGGGGGGGGGGCAUUGUCAUGACGACCGCGCGUCGCGGACGUAGCGGACGUAGCGGAGGCUGUUAGCCGCGAGCUGAGCCUUUUAAGUUGGAAAGGAGCCGGAGCGAGGCCUACUAUGCACAGUGCGUUAAAAGUCCAGUUAAGUCAAUAAUGAACUCGACAAUUUCCUUGAUUGUGGCGUGGGGAUACUGUAUUUGCAAAAAAAUAACAAAAUAACAUUGGCUUGUGUUGCAUUACAAAGGAAAACAUGAAUUUUCAACUUUUGUUGAAAAAUUGCCUCUCAAUUAAAACCAAACCACGUU